AUGUCUUGGAAGGUAUCGGAAGCGACACUUGCUGACGUUCCCGCCAUAACAACAAUCUACUCUCACGACGAAUCCACGCCAUUUUUGGAGCUGUGCCUAGGGUCUUUAAACGUGCUUGCGCUGAAUUACAACCAAGCGGCGCGAAUCGCUGAUAGCUUGCAAGACCCAGAACAAGCGUGGUUCGUUACUCGAGAUGAGCGCAACAAGAUAGUCGGCUUUGCUGAGUGGCAGCUGCCCAAGGACGAGGCAGAUAGUGGAGAGCAGGUGGCAGAAGAGCUGGUAAAUCCUGGGGUUAUUCCCGGCUUCGAGUUCAAAAAUUGA
This is a messenger RNA of Aureobasidium musti, 321 nucleotides long. Lineage: Eukaryota; Fungi; Ascomycota; Dothideomycetes; Dothideales; Saccotheciaceae. The record is from the annotation of a GenBank genome assembly.